GCAGCAAAUUGCAGCCAAUGGAUUACAAAAGCAUGGUAUGGAAACUCUUCAUUAUCAGCAACAACUUGCCAGUAAUCCUUUUAAGUUAAAAUUUCAUCAUAAUACAUCAACAUCUAGCUCUGACUUACCAAGGGGAUCAGUACAAGUUCCAGGUUCAAAUUUGGCAGGAAACUAUUUAGAAGAGUUGCCCGAAGAAAUAAUGAAAAAGCUUAAAGGUAUUAAGGAUAUUAAUUUACAAAACAAUCCUUGGAAAAUGGAAUUUGUUUGUAAAUAUGAUAAGUGGUGCAUAAAUCUUAAUAAAACUAACACAAUGGAUAUAAAAUGCCCUAAUUGGUUCACUUAAACUGAUUUUAUUAAAAAACUGUUUAUAAUGUAUUUUAAUGAAAUUGGA
This is a messenger RNA of Anoplophora glabripennis (Asian longhorned beetle), 391 nucleotides long. RefSeq lists its product as uncharacterized. NCBI's taxonomy places the organism in Eukaryota, Metazoa, Arthropoda, Insecta, Coleoptera, Cerambycidae. The transcript is spliced from 2 exons. The record is from RefSeq and is a predicted model, not a curated record. The coding region runs from base 38 to 343 and encodes 101 amino acids.